This is a messenger RNA of Cladocopium goreaui, 3605 nucleotides long. The record is from the annotation of a GenBank genome assembly. Lineage: Eukaryota; Dinophyceae; Suessiales; Symbiodiniaceae.
GCUGGUGUGUCCAAUGGGACACAGAACCGCGUCUCCAAAUUUUGGACUUUUCGAACGGAGAAACUCCAUAUGCCAAGCGUGAUUUCCGAAGAGCCCAAGGAUGUGGAUCUCAACGUGGCAGCCGAAGGUGAUUCCGAGCAGACGGCCGCGCUUGUGGAUGGGCCAAAUAGCUCUCCAGUGAGCCUGAUUGCACCACAUUUAGCCUGGCGGCGACAAGCUUUGUUGCUGCAGGAAGGUCUUCAUGUGGCUGCGGUUCACAUCGCCUCAUUGCUGGGAUGCGAAGAAGGUGGUUGGGAGAACUUCGACUUCGAAGCUCUGGAGGAGCAAGUGCAGUUCACCCUUCACGGACUUUUGCAAGGGCUGGAGGCCUGCAAUUUGAGGCUGGAGAGACUGUAUGUGGACUUCGAUUGCUUGGAUGACGGUGCUGCCGAAGGUCCGAAACUGGAGGGCAAGCCUUGCCAAAAGGAGGUGCAAGGUGACUGUGCCGCACUGCAGAAGCGCAGCAAUGGCUGGCUGCGGUGUUCUGAUCGUGCCAGGGCCUGGGAGAUCAAGGCCACGGGUCAUGUCAUGGGCCUUGAAGCGUUGGCGGAUUUCCUAGAGGAGGCCGUCCCAGAGAUGGAUCGCUUGGUCUCCUGUUGUGGCGACUUCGCGGCCCGGCGCCGCGCUGCAGUGGCGCGGGCCAAGGCUGCCAUUGAAACUGCAGAUGCAGAGGAACGUGCCUCCGCUGUGGGAUUGCUACAGGUUACUGGCGGUACCCCGGCCCUGCCGCUAGUUGGUUCCAGGAAGCGCUCUCGCCGUCCAGUCGUGGGGGAUCCUGAGGGUGUAUGCAAAGGUGUAGACUUUCCGCGAAUCACAGAAAUCUGUCAGCGCGUGGCUGAUCGACCGGAUGAGGCCGAGCAGAGCGCAGCGAUGCUAUGGGCAGCUUUGUCGAGUGAGGUCAAUUCAAUCGAGGGCCAUGAAGCACCUCGACGACAGCUCAAGGCCCUGACCAUCGCCCAUGAGCUGCUGUACGACGAUCGCGUGCUCUUAGCCUUCACGGAACAGGACACAACACCUUUGAAAGGCUUGGAGUCCUCAAGGCCGGGAACACUUGGCAGAGCUGCAGAGGAAGCCAUGCGAAUGCUGGCAGCCGAAGUACGCCGCCGCGUGGAGGAAGCUCGAGAGAAGCGUGGCACCAGGCGCCACACGACCUGGAGCUUUACCUUACGCCGAGGUGAUGGCAAAUCGCCUGGCUCCAGUCCCAGCGGUCCCCAGCCGAGGUUGAGGAGCUCCAAAUCCAUGCCCUUGGAGGUGCAGUGCUCUGUGCUUUCUGGUGCCAAACUGGAGGUUCGCGCUGCAGGGAGUGGUGAAGUGCCCGACUUCACUUUCUGCAUGGUCCAGGCAGGUGGAGCUCCGUGGAUUGGUGGCGGCUUCGAGGAUACCAUCAAUGAAUUUCUCACGUAUCGAGAAGCUUUGAUGAUGAGGCUGCGACUGACUCUACUUGCAGGGCGCCCAGAUUUGCCUGUGCAUUUGGAGCAACGUCGCAGUGCACAGGAGGGUCUUUUGGAGCUCCAGGAUGGUCAUUUGACUAAGCCUGCGACAUCGCUGCGGAUCCCCCUGCUCAUGUCGGAUAUUGUCUACGAACGCGUUCCCACGGAUUUGCGUCACCUCGGGGACUACAUCAUGGCAGUCGCACCUAGAGGGCCAACGCUCCGUUUAGGCGAAGGUGUCGAGAGUGAUUUGAAGCAGGUGUGGUUCCUGUGUUUUAGAGGUGCGCAAAAAAAGUUCGAAGAAUUCCUGUCCCAGCUUUGCCAUGCUGGUGCUCUACGUUGGGACGCCAUGGACGUAUUGAGCCAAACGUGGCGUCUGUUGCAUGUGGGGCGCUGCACAGUGGCGUCCUGCUGGCCCAGGAUGGCCAUUGGCACCACCAAAGAUAGCGGAAAAGUGGCGUUGCCAGCAUGUGUCGCCGUCAAGACCAUGGAUUUUUCAGCAGUAGAGAUGGAGAAAGAGUUGAAGAUUCUCAGACGAUGCCACCACCAUCCAAGCAUCAACAGCUUUAUGGGCAUUUUUUGCCUUGAAGAUCCCUCAAAGAUUCCAGCUUCAGCCACUCAGGGACGAUGCUGGGCCAUGGUGACCGCAUUGGAAAGUGGAAACGACCUCCAAAGAAGAGUUGAAGCCAGGAAAUUCCUGGAAGAAGCUACAGUCGUGAAAGCGAUGUUAGGAGUGAGUGGUGCUGUGGCCUUCCUUCACAAAUUGAACAUCAUUCAUCGAAGGGUGGAGGCAUCACACAUUUUGCUCAACUACGAGGGCACUGGUAUCCUCACAGACUUCAGUUCUGCCGUGGAUCUUUCUGAGACUCCCAGCCAUUGGGCACCCAUUCCGAGCAACCCAAACACUGCCCCGGAGAUCCCGACGGGAAAGUACGAUGGGAUGGUGGAUGUUUUCGGAAUUGGAGUGGUUCUAUACUUUGCCCUUUGUGGCAGUUUGCCCUUCACUAUAGGUACCGAAAGGACCAGGAAGCAGGGCAAAGUCAACUACACUAUCGCCGCACUGGACCGUGCAUCCAAUGGCGUGCGGCUUCUUCUGCGCGCGGCUUUGGCCCGUGAUGCGCACAAUCGUCCAACGGCGAAAGCUGCUUUUGUGGCACUCUGGCACUUGGCCACCGAAGAACAGCGCAUGGCGUGUUUGUGCGUGUACUGGUCAUCAUCAAACGCGCUCGUUUCAUCGCCUGAGGUCUUCCUCCGCAAGUUGCGGAGAUGGGGUUCCUGGUACCGCUUUGAUGGAGAGGAGUUGCAGCUGCUGGAAAGCCUCAGGGAGAACUUUCGAGAGCUCUUGAAUGCACUGGCACGACUGCGGGAGGAGCUGGACUGUUUGGAUGAUGGGUCCUCAUCCAUGCCCCUGUCUGCCGCAGUGGAAGAGAUGGCACCCUGGUUAUUGCUGGCUUCCCAGGUGCAGGCGCAGCAUGGCGCAGCUGUUUGCAGAUCUUUAGGUAUUCGGCUGGAAGCUGCUGUGGAUUCAGAGAAGCUGGCUGAUUUCGUGGAAGAGGCUGGCUCAAAGUCCAUCAAUCGAGCACAUUUCGAAGCAGUCCACAAGGAGAGAACGAUGAUGAACGAUGAGUGUGUGUGUGUGAGAGCCACCAAAGCAGGAUGCAAUCCACGGCCCAAGGCCUUCACAGGCCUCCGAGCAAACGACAUGCCCUACAACGUGCCGCAUGGCCAGGAAAUGGGAGCCACGCUCAGCGCCUUGCCGGCCUCCAAGGCUCUGUGCAGCCUUGCUUGGGUUUCGUCGCCGGGCUUGCCUACGCAUGCCUUGCGACGCAAUCUGGUGCGAAUUUUGGGUCUGCGACGAGAUGGGGCGCUGACGGCGGAAACCUCCCUAGAGCGCGAAGUGCAGCGCUUUCAACAGCUGCGGCACCAAGCAGUGGCGCGCGCCAAGGCUUUCAUUGAGGUGGAUCAUUGCCAUGGCAUCGGAGGGUAUUGGUCUGGAAUGGUUGACCGUGGUGGACUGGAAGUGACCAUUGAUGAGCGUGGUGUUUGCUGUUUGUUCAGAGGACCUUUGCUGGACUUUGAGCCUGAGGACGAAGUGGCAGAAGGCAUGGUGUCAUGGCUUUGCCACGGUGGUUUUGA